AUGUCGACUAUUGAUAAUCAUGAUAUUCAUGUACCAUUCAUACAGACAGCAAUUGAACUUUCGAAAUCUGCUGUCGAGAAUGGAAAUCAUCCAUUUGGUGCCUGUCUGGUUUCAAAAGAUGGUGAAGUAUUGCUAACUGCCCAAAAUACAUGUGCUACACCUGUCCGUGAUGUUACUCGUCAUGCAGAACUUAAUCUGAUUAGUAUGGCAACACAGAAAUUAAGUCAAGAGGUUCUUGAGCAAUGUACGUUGUAUACGAGCUGUGAGCCAUGCCUAAUGUGUACGGGUGCUCUUCGAUGGAGCGGCAUUCGAAAAAUGGUAUAUGCACUUUCAAAUGAAACUUUAGGCAAACACGCAGGUUUUGAUAGUCUUUUACCAUGCCGACCAUUGUUACCAGCACCGCAGUACACUGUCAUUGGUCCUGUUCUUGAAAAUGAAGCGGAGAUAGUGCAUACAAAAUUUUGGUCAAAAGAAUAA
This is a messenger RNA of Adineta ricciae, 477 nucleotides long. The record is from the annotation of a GenBank genome assembly. Lineage: Eukaryota; Metazoa; Rotifera; Eurotatoria; Adinetida; Adinetidae.